Molecule: messenger RNA, 806 nt
Organism: Gossypium arboreum
Lineage: Eukaryota; Viridiplantae; Streptophyta; Magnoliopsida; Malvales; Malvaceae
Product: protein RALF-like 34
Exons: 1
Coding region: 218-616 (132 amino acids)
Source: RefSeq, a predicted model, not a curated record
CUCUACCACACAGAACAUGAUCAAUUCCAUUUGAUUGGUUCAAGAACCGAAGCACGCGUUAAUGGAGGGCAUCGAUUGAAAGCACAGCUGUAAAUCAAUCAUCUCUGUGCUCAUUGUGACCCCAUUUGUCCCCUUAAACCAAACCCCCAAACCAAAACCACUUCAAUUAUUCCCUUCUGCAUCCAAAACUCUCCUUGCAAGCAACUUGCUACUGAGAAUGGCUUCUUCUUCACUUCUCAGCAAGCUCCUUUUGCUCCUUUUCAUAUCUUACAUUGUGUUGUGGAGCUCGAAAGUGGAUGCCCAAGUUGAAGAGACAAGCUUGAAGCUGAUGAGAGAUGCUUUGGAAUGGCCGCUUUCUGUGUCACUUUACAGUGACUUAAACGACAAUGAAGGUGAAGAAGAGGUAGAUGGUGAAGAGGAAACUGGGCAUAGUCGUAGAUCUUUGUUUUGGACGAGAAUGAGGUAUUACAUUUCGUACGCGGCGCUUUCUGCUAAUAGAAUCCCAUGUCCCCCAAGAUCAGGAAGGUCUUAUUAUACCAACAACUGUUUCAAGGCACAUGGACCAGUCCACCCUUACUCUAGAGGAUGCUCCAGGAUUACCCGCUGCAGGAGAUGAGGUUUUCUUUUUUGUUUUUCUUUUUAGAGGAUGCUUUGGGUUUGUACUAUUUUUAUGUGUAUUUUGUGAGAACUAUGGAGGAAUUGAGUGUUGAGGUUUCGGGUUUUGCCAUUUUUGUGAGUUUUUGUUUCUUGUUUUAAUAUGUGGAUUAGCAAUGUAAUUAUGAACCUAUGAUGUGUGAUUUGGUUAA